CACAGGAGCCAGUUCCCUCUAUUUCCUCCUCUCUUGGCUACCACCCUCCCUUUCCUCAGCCCCCUGCCAGACUUCCUGAGUGCCACAGAGACUGCCAGCAUCUCUUGAUCCCUCUAGAGCCCUAACUGCCCAUCCCUAGAUAAGUCCAUGAAAUCCCCUCCUACGUUUUGAUUCCCAGGGCCUGCUUCGGCUCAGAAUACCAGGACUCUGUCUUAGGAUAUCUACAAUUCCAGGUCCACGUGAUGCCUCCAUUCUAGGACACAGCAGACUCUUCCAUAUUUUCCCCUGAACCCUGCUCUUUCCCUUCAAAUUUUUUAUUUUGUCUGCAGCAGCUCCAUACUUCUGGUGCUCAGACUAAAAAACUUGAUGGUCCUUCAUUCACACCCUGCACCUGAUGAUCAGUAGAUCUAUCCAGAAUUCAACUGCUUUCCUGUCUCCACUGAACUAAUAUGGUCCACGUGCCAUCAUUGCCUCCUCCCUGCACACCACCCCCCUCCUCUGUGCCUCUUCUCCACUCGGGAAACGAUAUACCUGUCUUCUCACCCCGAGCGCCACAUUGAGAAGCUCAGUUGAGGAAACACCUAGGUUGUCACCCCUCCCAGCUUUUGCACGAGCGGGAUCCUUCAUUUGGAACUUCCACACCUCACCCCCUUGGGGCCUAAGGCGAAUCAAGGGCCAAGACGUCCAGCAACGAGAGGAGCUGUCGCCAUGUCCGCACAUCUACAAUGGAUGGUCGUGCGCAACUGCUCCAGCUUCCUGAUCAAAAGGAUCAAGCAGAUAUACAGCACUGAGCCCAAUAAUCUGAAGGCCCGCAGCUCAUUCCGCUACAAUGGGCUGAUUCACCGCAAGACAGUGGGCGUGGAGCCAGCGGCCGAGGGCAAAGGUGUGGUGGUCGUCAUGAAGCGGAGAUCCGGCCAGCGAAAGCCAGCCACCUCCUACGUGCGGACCACCAUCAACAAGAACGGCCGAGCCACCCUCAGCAGCAUCCGGCACAUGAUCCGCAAGAACAAGUACCGCCCGGACUUGCGCAUGGCUGCCAUCCGCAGAGCCAGCGCCACCCUGCGCAGCCAGAAGCCCGUGACGCUGAAGAGGAAGAGGGCUCGCCCCACCGAGAGCUCCUGAGCACCUCCCCCCCAAAACAAUAAAGUAUAAAGCAUCAGCCAACUUUCUCAAAAAAAAAAUAAAAUUUCCUGUUAUUAUGCUUGUCUCCUGAUUAGCAACUCUAUGUGCUGAAUGUUAACUAUCCUGCAUCCACCUAUGUAAAAGAAGUACCUGUCUCUCCAAUUUACUUUUAUCCUAUCCAAAGAUUUCCCCCUGCUUUACUUUCUCCCACCUCCUUAAUCUAUCACCAAUGGAUUUCAUGUAACUUUUGUCCUUUGAUUUUUAUGUAUAAAAUAAGCUGCAAACUGCCAUUUUGUGGAGCAUUUGCUCAAUCCGUUGAGGUUUUGCUUUCUGAUAAUUGUCAUCAGUUGGCUCAAAUAAA
Hipposideros armiger (great roundleaf bat) is the source of this 1483-nucleotide messenger RNA. RefSeq names its product 60S ribosomal protein L28-like. NCBI's taxonomy places the organism in Eukaryota, Metazoa, Chordata, Mammalia, Chiroptera, Hipposideridae. The transcript has 3 exons. The record is from RefSeq and is a predicted model, not a curated record. The coding region runs from base 709 to 1122 and encodes 137 amino acids. Gene Ontology annotation, molecular function: structural constituent of ribosome. Gene Ontology annotation, cellular component: ribosome. Gene Ontology annotation, biological process: translation.